AUGGCCAGAAAAGCUUCGUAUAUUACAUUAUUUAUUCUUUUAAUAUCUAUUCUUGUUCAAUUCGCAAAUUUCGCGAACACAGAAGAUGCAAACAAUGACGAUCCUACAACAUGGCUGGGCCAUAUGGAGCCCCUUGGAUCUCGAAAUAUAAAACAUUCUGUAACUUCCGUAGACCAAUUCCCAAAACCUCAGGACUUUUUUCGAGAUUUUGUUGCGCCUAGUAAACCUUUGUUAAUAAAGAACGGUGCGAAGAUUUCGCCAGCUUUUAAGGUGUGGACGGAUGAUUAUUUUGUGUCCCUACCUGGAGCAGAAAAUACAACAGUGUUUGCAGAACAACGAAAGAAAGAAAAUAGAACAAUCCCUGGAAUGGAGAUGAGUUUUAAAGAAUUCGUACAAAGCUAUAAUAAUUCUGAUAUUUACAUGGUCAAUGGUGUUCCUGAUAUAUUACAGUAAGUAUAUUUCUUUGUUAUUGUUUAAAAAUUGUGCAUAUUUGUUAUGUAAACAAAUUAUUUAAAUGUGUGAACUAUCAAUCAAAUAUUAAUCUCUAUUUAAUAAGUUGCAUAUUAACUUUGAAAUAUAUUCUAAAUGAGCAUGUUGACUAACUGUGUUUUAUUUUUCCUGAUAGAAAAGAUAUUUUACUACCUCCUGCUUUGCUUUGUGAAGACGUAAAGCCACAUCUUGUUGACACGGUUAGUAUAGGUAACACAGAUGGAUUUUCUGGCGGUGGUGUGCCCCCAUAUUUUUUACCUUCUCGGAAUGUUUUGCACCUCCACCUAGAGAAUUUUGCACCUCCACCCUGAAAUUUAAAUGCUUGUUGGAUUAAAUAACAGUAGUAUGAUUGAAAUAAGGAUUUUGAACUAAAUAGACCAAAACUCUCAAAAUUACCUGGUGGUUUUACCCCAACCCUGUCCACACUAUCGACUGUGCCCCCAGACCCCUCAGCAGCUUGCUUGGUGGGUGCUAACAUGCCCCCCUCAGUCACACCUCCCCCCCUAACUUUUUUGCACCCCCAGAGCUACAGGGUAACAACAACAGUCAAGUGUGCUCAACAAAUUGAUAAGUUACCAUUUUUGCACCAUUAGCAAUACUUUUUCGCCUGCAUUUUAGGUGAUGUGGUUUAGUAGUGGAGGAACAAAGUCUGUAUUUCAUCAUGAUGAUGUUGAGAAUAUCAAUUGCUUAUACCGUGGUUCCAAAACUUUGUUGUUUGUUGAGUAUCAGAAAUACAAAAGUAAGGUAAGUACAUGUGCAGCAUUUGUCAAGAAGGGUGUGCAAAAAUGACAUGUCUUCAGAUCAUGACUUUAGACAUCAGGGAGCUAUUAGCUUAUUAAUUACAAGGAAUGGAACCAGCUAUCAUCUAAACCUUUAGUACAUCUCUAUCAACUUGUUAAAAAAAACAUAAGGCUAUAAGCUAUUGAGCAAUUAAAACCUUUUGUUCAAUAGCAAGCAGACCAAUCAUCCGAAUAAAAUCUUAUUGUAUGCAGAGUUUGUCUUGAAGGAGGAUUUUGUAUAAAUAUGAUAAAUGUCUAAUGUUCUUUUCAUCUUUCUCUAGCUGCGACUAGAUAAUGCUUGGGGUGGAUUCUCUGGUGUUGAUGUUGACAAGUACGUAUUCCUAAAGCAAAAAAAAUAGGACCUUUCUACAAAUUUCAAGUGUUGUUUCAAAUUAAAUUUAGAGUGGAUUUCACAAAAUAUCCAAUAUUUCACGAGGUUGAAUUUUAUGAAGCCAAAAUGGAAACUGGAGAUUGUUUGUUUAUUCCUUUUAAAUGGUAUGUUUUAUCACAUGUGAUAGUUGAAUAAUUAAGAGUAGAUUCACUGUAGGGUUAACCCAUUAAGCAGCAAUGCGGCCACUUUAUUCUUUUACUCUGUCUAACGCCAGACGAUUUUACUCUUCAAGGAGAGAGUCUUGCACUCUAAUGGGUUAAUGCAGGGAAUUUGACGAACUAGGAUGCACCAUAAACUGCAUGGGUCUUAUUAUUGAGUGGAAAUUUAUAAACAUUUAUUAGACAUAACCAGGAACACCUGCGAAAAAUGCAACGAUAGGUCCCUGGCAGGAAUUGAACCUGCAGCCCUGUGAUUCCAGUGCAGUGCUCUGAGCUACAGAGACCAGUUGUCAAGCACUAUUUGCUACAGAGAGUCAGAGACAACUUACUGGCAUAAAUUGUCGAGCAACUAUUAUUGAGUCGAGUGAGAUGCCAGCAAAAUCUCGAUAUUUACCCCAAAAUUGUAUACCUACCACCAGGUGAGAGCCCAUGUCUUAGGCUGAUGUUUUUCCCUCGAACAGUAAUUGCCAUAUUCCCCAGUUAUGAUACACCUUGCCAUGGUCAAUAUGUGCCUUGCAGCUCAGCUUACCCCACCCCAUCAUGCUCAAUAUGUUGCUGUCAACAUGAAUCAUGAAAUUUUCAGUUUGUACUACACAAUGCUAACUACUGGUACUUCUGGGAGUACACACCCCAAGAAAUGAAACCCCACCUAUAUGGAUGCUAACCAUUUCCAGGUAUCAUCAAGUGACUUCAGUUGGACGCAACAUUGCAGUUAAUAUUUGGUGGAAACAUCUUCAUUCAUUUGUACCAAGCAAGUGUGACGACAUGCCAACUGGUGCAACAUUGGAUCAGUUUAAUUUUACAUCUCUUAAAAAAAAUGGUGCUGAUGAUGAUGAUGAUGGUGAUGGUGAUGAUGAUGCUGCUGAAAGUGACGAGCCUGAAAACUUAAUGUAAGUUUACUUGCAGGGUCUGAAAUUUACAGUAUCCCGAUAUCCACAGGAUACUAAAAUUUGGUUUUGUAUACCAAACUGUGAAUGACUCAUAUCCCAACUGGAUACUAAGAAAAUUUCAAACAUUAGGAAAAUGUUAAACACCUCUGACAGUCUGCUGAUAGCUUUUGAAUACUACGAGUUUGUCACCCAAGCCUUUCCUCAUAUAAUGUGCAUUUUUGUGGAUUAAUGAAUUGUCUAGUUAUUGGAUGGGACAGGGUAGAAUACUUAUGGUAACCAGUAUCCAGAAGUGGGAUACUGGAUUCUCAGGGGGGGGGGGGUACUAAACUUUGAAUCCUGGUAUCCCAGUUGGAUACUGAGAAAAUAUUUUAAUUUCAGACCCUGACUUGAAAUGUAUUUUGUAGACUAUUUAUUUGGCUGUUUCAUCAAUGUGUUGUAAUAUUGUAGAGUCUUCAGCAGAAGACAUAACUAGAAAUAUGCACUCCUCCUUUCUCUACACAACCAUGUAUAUAACUAUUUUGUUCAAUAUAAUUAUGCACACAGGGAAAAAUCAUGGUGAAUAAUUAAUCAUGGUUUCUACCAAUUUACCAUUUGUCAUUUGAGAAAUUUAUAAUAAUUAAGCAAUAAUGAUAAGUUUUUCAUGAAUGGUUUCAACAUGGUAAAUCUCCCAUUAUUGGAAAGUUAAUUUUCCUGUGAUAUCAGUGUUGAUUGUGUGUACAAUUUCUUAUAUAUUGCCCCUGGUGUACAGUAUCUUAUGUUUUUUACUACCAGGGAGAUGUUGGCUUUGGUUCUUAAGAAAAAAAAGCAUUUAUCUUAUGAUGAUUUUGUUAAUUUCCUUAAAGAUGUAAGUAACAAUGAAUCUUUUGUUUGAGAACAAUGUCCCUGUUGUUUGAGAACAAUGGUUUUGAACAAUGAGUAUUGUUUUAGAACAAUAAUUCUAUUCUGCCAGGAGAAUGACUUUUAUAUUGGUAUUCAGGCAUUGUACCAGAAUAAUAGUUAAUUUAUUUUCUUAUUUAGAAUAUUCAGGCCGAAGUAAAACCCGAAUUUGAACCUGAUAUCAUGGAGUUUAUAGGACAUGUACGUAUACUGAUUAAAUACUGUAUACCCAACACUUACAGUUGUGUUUAAACGUUAUUUCAAUUUCUAAAGGUCUCCUUUUUCUAAUAUAUGCACCCCAUCAAUAUUUCACACACUACGGUUCAGCAUAUGUGCAAUUGAAAAGGCAUUCAAAUUUUAACAAUUUGGUUGAUUUCUAAAGGUCUUCUUUUUUUUAUACACCCUGUAUAAUAGUACAAUUUUAAUAGGUUUUGUUUGUGGAAACACCAAAAUUUACGUGGUGUUUCCACAAACAAAACCUAUUAUAUUUUAUCACCAUGCUAACAUACAAAGAACUUAGUACAAUGAUUUUAAUUUUUAUAACGAGUAAAUGUGUCACUCUUUUAUGUACUGUAGGUAUUUCAAUCGACAGAUGUAAAUAAAGAUGGCAGCGUAGACGUAGAGGAUAUUAACCAGUUGGAUGAAAAGGUAUGAACAAUUGUUGUUAAGUGUGAAAAUAUAUUAUAUAUACAAAAUAAGUUUAAUCGAGAAAAUCCGGUUUAACUUUGAGAUUAAGCUGUGAGAUUGAGUUCUUCGAAGAAUCGAUUAGUAAGUCUCUAAACUUUUGAGCUAGUCUGUUAGCUUGUCAUAAAGUUUAAUUUAUCUUACGGUUAUUCAAUGCACUUAUAAUUCUCCGAAACUUAUGUACAACCACUUUCUGGUAUCAUGCACCGUGAAACGUACACGUCGAUUUAAUAUGCAUUUUUUGUGAAGCUGCACAGGUUUCCUAUAAAUAUAAUUCUCCGAAACGUAUGUACAACCACUUUCUGGUAUCAUGCACCGUGAAACCUACACGUCGAUUUAAUAUGCAUUUUUUGUAAAGCUGCAAAGGUUUCCUAUAAAUAGGAUUCAAGGUUAGAAAUGCGAAGAAAUUAACGCCGUUUUUCUGAAGUUUCCAACUGUUUAUUUUUUUGUACUCCGUUAAACGUUGUUUGUACUUCGUGGGUUUUUAAUCGUUAAAUUCGAGGCUGCUUAUUACCAUGCAUAUAUUCGGCAAACAUUCAAUAUGGCAAUUAUGACAAGCCUGCAUCAUUGAAUCAUUAAAGAAUUUGCUCAUAGACAGUUCAGCAAUAGAAGUAUAGAAAAGUUUUACAAGGUUAGUAUAGUGAUUUUGUGUAGUAAGUUGUGUGUGUGUAAUAUAUAGUGUUACCUUGAACUACAGUAUAUCAGGAUGUGGAAGAGGUUUUGUAGAUGAAAUUUUGAGUAUAAUUGUGUUUUAGAGAAGUUUCUUUCCAGCUUAAUAUUUAAGUUUAAGUUGUUAGUUUACUAUACAAGCUUUGACUUUUUUGCAAUAACACUUUGGCUUAGCAUUUAACAGCAGUGCCAGUCAGAAUCCAUUGAUUAGAGUAACCUUGAUGUCUUCAGUUCAUUGCUUUGCAAAUCCACGGAUAUUUAGAUCCAUAGAUAUUAAGCGUAUUCUUAAUCUUCACAGACGUUUGCAUCACUUGAAAAUGAUUUAGCCGAGUUGGAAGGAAUUCUUGGCGAAUAUCAUGAUCCUAUGUAUCAAAUUGAAGAUGAUGAACAUCCUGAAGAUAAAUCUCAUCAUGAAGAACUGUAA
Paramuricea clavata is the source of this 5360-nucleotide messenger RNA. The record is from the annotation of a GenBank genome assembly. NCBI's taxonomy places the organism in Eukaryota, Metazoa, Cnidaria, Anthozoa, Malacalcyonacea, Plexauridae.